Cyprinus carpio (common carp) is the source of this 5495-nucleotide messenger RNA. Its product is annotated as jagged canonical Notch ligand 2b. Gene Ontology annotation, molecular function: calcium ion binding; Notch binding. Gene Ontology annotation, cellular component: protein-containing complex; plasma membrane. The record is from RefSeq and is a predicted model, not a curated record. NCBI's taxonomy places the organism in Eukaryota, Metazoa, Chordata, Actinopteri, Cypriniformes, Cyprinidae. Gene Ontology annotation, biological process: heterophilic cell-cell adhesion; Notch signaling pathway; establishment or maintenance of epithelial cell apical/basal polarity.
CUUCAGGCGUGUGGUAGCUGUGAACACAUCAUUUUGCCGUGAAGUGAUCAGACGGAGGGAGAGAUCAGCCCAGACAUCACCGCGCAAACACACCACGCUUGUGAAUUUUUGCAUGUCAGGAGCAGAGGAUCCUGUCGCCGGUCAACGGCCGUUUUCCAUCUUGUAUUCAUAACGCACAAAUCAGCGGCAUGUGGAAUUGUAUCAGGAUUAGGAAUUGGCUCCCAAUCGCGUGCCUGCUGUUAACGAUAUGGACGAAGGUGUCCCAGUCCUCUGGCUAUUUUGAGCUGCAGCUGAUUGCUGUAGAAAAUGUAAACGGUGAGUUGUGGGACGGGGAGUGUUGCGACGGCACGCGGAACUCUCAAGACCAGCGCUGCGAACGGGACGAGUGCGAUACUUACUUUAAAGUGUGUCUGAAGGAGUACCAGUCUGAAGUCACCACCACUGGGCCAUGCACCUUUGGCUCUGGAUCUACUGACGUUCUCGGUGGAAAUAUACUUUCUUUUAAGACUGCAAAGAACGUCCCCAGCAAAACGAGCGAUGUGGGAAAGAUCAUCAUCCCCUUUUACUUCGCCUGGCCGCGAUCCUACACACUCAUCCUGGAAGCCUGGGACUGGGAUAACUCCACUCAGAACACCGGCGAGAAGAAUUUGAUCGAGCAACACAUUCACGCCAGCAUGAUGAAUCCUGGAGACCACUGGCAGUCCAUCCAGCACCCCGGCAUCAGGGCCCACAUUGAGUACCGCAUCCGGGUCAGAUGUGAUGAGAACUACUAUGGGAGUAAGUGCAACAAACAGUGCCGGCCAAGAGACGACUACUUUGGCCAUUACCGCUGCGAUCCAUCAGGAAAUAUUGUGUGUCUAGAAGGCUGGAUGGGAGAGGACUGCCGGACAGCAAUCUGUAAGCAGGGCUGUAAUCUGAUUCACGGAGGCUGUGAGGUGCCUGGAGAAUGCAAGUGCGGCUACGGCUGGCAGGGCCAGUUCUGUGACGAGUGUGUUCCGCACCCCGGCUGCUUGCACGGGACCUGUGUCAUGCCCUGGCAGUGCACUUGUGAGAAGAACUGGGGCGGCCUCCUCUGCAAUAAAGAUCUGAACUAUUGCGGCACGCACCAUCCCUGCGUCAACGGCGGGACCUGCAUGAACUCUGAACCGGAUGAAUAUAACUGUGCCUGUCCCGAAGGGUACUCAGGCAAAAACUGUGAAAAAGCUGAACAUGCAUGUGUUUCCAACCCCUGUGCGAACGGAGGCACGUGUCACGAGGUCACGAGCGGGUUUGAGUGCAAGUGUCCACCAGGCUGGGAGGGACCCACUUGUGCUAAAGACAUAGAUGAAUGUUCCUCCAGCCCGUGUGCAAAAGGCGGAACAUGUGUCGACCUGGAAAAUGGCUUUGAGUGUGUCUGCCCUCCUCAGUGGGUUGGGAAGACCUGUCAAAUCGAUGCAAAUGAAUGUAUGGGGAAGCCUUGUGUAAAUGCUCACUCUUGCAAAAACAUGAUUGGUGGAUAUCACUGUGACUGCUUUCAAGGAUGGGCUGGACAGAACUGUGACAUCAAUCUCAAUGGCUGCCAUGGACAGUGCCAGAAUGGAGCAACAUGCAAGGAGCUGGUUCAUGGAGGUUACCACUGUCAGUGUCCUCCAGGUUUUGUGGGCUUGCACUGUGAAGUCUCAAGGAACAAAUGUGCCAGUGGUCCUUGUCAAAACAACGGCCGCUGCCAUGUCAUUCUGGACAGCUUUGUUUGUGAAUGCCCGCCAAACUAUGCAGGGAUGCUCUGUGAGGUGGAGAGUCCAUCUCACCCAAACACCUGUGAACCAAACCCCUGUCAGAACAAGGCUGUGUGCUACAGCCUGCCAGGUGACUUCUACUGUGCCUGUCCAGAAGACUACCAGGGCAAGACCUGUGAAAACCGCAAGGACCGCUGCAAGACAACCCCUUGCCAAGUGAUUGACAGCUGUACGAUUGCUGUGGCGAGUAACAGCUCAGAUGGGGGUGUGAGACACAUCAACUCGAAUGUGUGUGGUCCUCAUGGCCGCUGUAUCAGCCAGCCGGGCGGCAACUUCACCUGCACCUGUGAGCGUGGCUUUACAGGAACAUACUGCCACGAGAAUGUAAACGACUGUGUGGGCAAUCCGUGUCGAAAUGGAGGCACCUGCAUCGAUGGGAUCAGCUCUUUCCAGUGCUUCUGUCCGGACGGCUGGGAGGGUGACCUCUGCGAGCUCAAUGUGAACGAGUGCAGUUGGAGCCCCUGUAAAAAUGGCGGCCACUGUGUGGACCUGGUCAAUGACUUCUACUGUGAAUGUGCCAAUGGCUGGAAAGGAAAGACCUGUCAUUCACGUGAAAAUCAAUGUGAUGCCACCACAUGCAGUAAUGGAGGGACCUGCUAUGACCACGGAGACACUUUCCGCUGCGCCUGCCCUCCUGGAUGGGGAGGAAGUACAUGCAACACAGCAAAGAACAGCACUUGUGCGUCCAGCCCCUGUCUGAAUGGAGGAACAUGCGUGGGUGGUGGUGACACGUUUACCUGCAUCUGUAAAGACGGCUGGGAGGGGCCCACCUGCGCUCAGAACAUCAACGACUGCAACCCUCACCCCUGCUACAAUGGAGGAAUCUGCGUGGAUGGGGUGAACUGGUUCCGCUGUGAAUGCGCCCCUGGAUUCGCUGGACCCGACUGUCGUAUCAACAUUGAUGAGUGCCAGUCGUCACCCUGCGCAUACGGUGCCACCUGUGUGGAUGAGAUCAAUGGCUUCCGAUGUGUCUGCCCACUCGGUCGCACCGGACCUCAGUGCCAAGAGUUCAUUGGCAUUGGGAAGACGUGUCACUAUGCUGGACUUCAGUUCCCGCAUGGCAGCCGCUGGGAGGAAGAAUGCAACACUUGUCAAUGUGUCAACGGCAAAGUGGAGUGCACCAAGGUGGUGUGUGGCCGGCGGCCGUGCCUGUUGCCAGGGACACCAGGGCGAGAGCUUCACUCCUGUUCAGGAGGUCGUGAAUGCCUGGAGCACAACUUCCUGACGUGCCUCUCUCCCCCUUGCCACCAGUGGGGGUUUUGUUCAAGCCCUGAUGCCUCCCCAACCCUCCAAACAAAAUGUGAGCCCAACUCAGUCUAUCUGGACAAGAGCUGUGCUCGCAUCACCCUUAUAUUCAACAGGGACAAAUUACCCACAGGAACGACAGUGGAGAACGUCUGCUCAGAGCUGAGGUAUUUGCCUGCCACGCGGAGUCUGGCGAAAGAUCACACGCUGUUGGUUCUUUGUGACCUCUCCUACAAAAACCAAGAUGCAGUAGAGGUGGCCAUCUCAUUCCAGCAGGACGAGCAGCCUAACCACAGUCGGAUCCAGGAGGCAGCUAGUACCAUAGUCAGCACGCUGUCCAAGCGGCACAACAGCACCGUCAUGCUUGCCGUCAUCGAGGUCAAAGUGGAAAUGCCAGUUACGUCCCAGCCAGUGGACUACCUGGUGCCCGUGUUGUGCGUCAUCCUGUGCAUACUCUGGGUCUUCUGCGUCAUCGUCUGUGUGUGGUGGACCCGUAAGCGGCGAAAAGAGCGCGAGAGGCGGGAGCGCGUGCCCAUGGAGGAGAGCGUCAACAACCAGUGGGAACCACUGAGGCCUGUGACCCGGCCGCAGCACAAGGACAACCGGGACGCACAGUACGAGCGCACCAAGCUCAUGGGCUCCCCAGAUCGGACCUGCACAAGCGGGGACGACGAGGAGGAGAUGGAGGAGGAAGAGCUGGAGCUGGUGGAAGAGGGGGGCAAGCUUCCAAUUCAAAAGUACUCUAAACCUGCAGCGCGGGCCAAGAACGGGCUGAUCUGCACCAUGCGGAGCAGCGGCAACAGCAGCCCUACCCUCAAAGCACCCUACUGGACAGGCUUCAGCCCAAAGGACAACAACUGUAAAAAUGUCAAUAACGCCACCACCGGCCAAGAGCACAAAGAACACUGCGUAUGAGCUCCAACGAGCAGGACAAGGAGACCAAGGCCAUCUCAGAAACAAAGACUGAGUUUUUCCCAUGUGUUAUUUUUAUUUUUGACUUCUUUUGAGGCUGAUAAAGUGGCAAAUUUCUUUUGUUCCUUUUUUUAUGUACAGAGGAAACAAAUUCUAUUUCUUUAUAAGGAGGCAGUGACAAGCCUAGCUUUGUUUUUGGAGAAAAAAAAAACUGCUGGAUUAGGAGCAGGUCUAAGGAACUCGUAAGAGAAACCGUAUAAAGACUUUUACGUUGUUGUUUACAAAUGGUUGUGCUUUUGGUUUUGUUUCGAGUGGCCCAAUUUCGGUGCAGACCACGUGCGGGUGGUGGGGGACGCUGGCUUCGGGGGAUCCCCCUUCAACCGUUCAUCUGUUCUCCUUCCACGCCUGCCUUACGAGCUCGUCGUCCGUGAGGAGGGCUACAGUGCCUAUAAAGUGGCCUUGUUUUUUCUGUCCUUUCUGUCGUCUUGGCUGAACGCUCUUUAAAAAACGGAUUGCAGUAUUUUGAGUCGGUCGCAAGUGCCUUCGGACAAGCCCCUCGGUUUCAGGGUCUCCUGACCCGAUAGAUCACAACAAAGAGGAGAGGCUGGUCUUAAGAGCAGCUCCCAUAUCACCAUCAAGGUAUUCAACAAAGACAAGAGAUCUGUAAAUAUGUGUAUAUAAUAAAGGAGUCGCUGUGUAUAUUUGAAUUUAGUAACUUAAGUAACUUUUUUUUUAUUAUUAUAAUUAUGAUUUAAAUAUUAUGAUUAUUAUUGUUUUUUCUUUCUUUUUUUUUUUUACACCAUUCCUUUUAUUUAUGCCAGUUGAUAUGGCAGGUUUUGUAAGAUGUAUACAGCGUCCCACAGUCAGAACAAAAAUAUAAUCAGAGAUCAUCCUAUUAUGUUGUUGGUUUUGUUUUCACUAGACACCUAUACGAUCGUGUGCUGUAUUGUGGCGUGUGUGUUCGCCUCCUUAAAGACCCUUAUUCCCUUUCCACACCUGUCCUUUCUUGCUGAUCAUAAAACCAUGCUGCUUGUUUCUUGUAAAGAUUCUGAUAUAUCAAAAUGAUGUUUUCUCCUUCUUUUUCGUUUUUUUUUUUUUUUUUUUUUGGUUGGAUUGAAACUUCAUGAAGGGAACAAUUAUGUUGUAAAGCAUUUGUACUCGAGGUACCAGCUCAAAGAAAUGGAUUACCUCAGAAACCUCUGGCUAUGAUUUGAUUUCUUUCAUCAUGAUGUUAAAGAUUUAUUUUUUUUGCUUAUGAGAAGAUGAGAAACGUUUAAACGUUUCCUGAACAAUUGGUUCACGAUCAAAUGCAAGUAAACACGUAUAAAUAAGCAAGGUGAAGCUCAAUGUCCGUUAUGGAAGGGAAACGGGGUGGAGCUGGAGGAGAGUUUUUUGUUUUGCUUUGUUUUUUAAGCUGUAAUUUUAUUAUUAUAUAUAUUUUUUUUGUACAGAAAAAUUGCUCUGAAAAGAAGUUAUUUGGUUCAUUUAGUGGAAUUUAUGUUUGUUCUUAGAAAUAAAUCAAACUAUUUAUUAAAGCAUUUUAUAACAAUGUGCUCAAGAAAA